AUGGCCAUAACGAUCCUCACCAGUUGCCCGAAUGCGGACCCAGAGGAGGUUCUGAGGGAGGCCAAAAAGGCCAUCCUGAACAUGCGGCAAGACUGCAGGGAGAACGUGAUUGCAGCAGUGCGGGAGAACCUCCUAUCUCGGGGUGACCAGAAUCCUAGCGAGGGGAUUAGGGACAACUCCAACGAAGCCGGCGCCGCCCAGAUGGAAACAUUCUCCCAGGAGCACCUUCCCCGGCCCGAACCGGAGCACUUCCUGUGCGGAAACGCAGAAGUCAUAGAUUGGCUGUGCCGCGGACAACUUCCAGCAUUCAAGGAAAUGAUGGCCAAACAGCGCAAAGAAGCGCGCCGCCAAAUCCGGGACGGAGCUCGCUGCUUCUUAUUCGAAGAAGGCAGGCUUUGGAAAUUGGACGCGCCCCCAAAGCGCAAGAAUCAAGUGCAGGGGCCGGUCCGCAGGCCAGAGCGAACGGACGGCCGAAAGCUGACGAGCACAGAGGUGGACCUACCCCUUGAGAAAGUCGGCUUCGACUUGCUCGGGCCAUUCCCACCAACGACAGAGGGAUACGAGUACGUCUACAUUUGGUACGACUACUUCUCCGGCUGGAUUGGUGCAGGGUUGGGAAGGACCAAGCAGUCUGCGGGAGUCGCGGAGUUCCUUAAAAUGGAUCUCUUUGCGGCCCACGCCUGCCCGGCGCUUAUAAGCAUGGACAACGACGCACACGUCGGGGAGGUGAAAAACCUUUGCCAACGAAUAGGGACUCAAGUGCAGGUGAUCGUCCCCUACUCUCCCUGGAUGAACGGAGGAGCGGAAUCAUCGGUGAAGAUAUUCACCAAGAAUGUCCGCAAGCUGGUGAUUCAAUACGGACCUGACUGGGUUUCUCACAUCUACGAGGCCUUAUUGGUCAUCAGGGUGUGCUACCGCACAGCUACCAGGAUGUCUCCGUUUGAAAUAAUCUACGGAAGACAGCCGGUCCUGCCAGCGGAGCGACUGCUCGUGGCACGGUUCCGGAUAAGCCAAUCCUCUACCUCUGAAGGGGAAGAGAGGGCGGAGCGCGAGUUCGACGCCGCAGUGCAGGGAAUUAAUUGCGGAAUCCGGCGAGUCAACAUCCUACUGAGACAAGCGCACCAAGCAAAUAUGCGCGCGACUGCCGCUCGAACAGGGACAUCUCGCAGGUCCGAGCAGAAGCCGCUUACCAAAGGCGCCAGCACAGGGGAGUCUACCGGGUCGCCAACCUCAAACCGGGACAGCUGGUCAUCAUGA
This is a messenger RNA of Klebsormidium nitens, 1257 nucleotides long. Lineage: Eukaryota; Viridiplantae; Streptophyta; Klebsormidiophyceae; Klebsormidiales; Klebsormidiaceae. The record is from the annotation of a GenBank genome assembly.